Messenger RNA from Salvia hispanica, 1080 nucleotides. RefSeq names its product copper chaperone for SOD1 (gene CCS). Lineage: Eukaryota; Viridiplantae; Streptophyta; Magnoliopsida; Lamiales; Lamiaceae. Gene Ontology annotation, biological process: superoxide metabolic process. Gene Ontology annotation, molecular function: copper ion binding. The record is from RefSeq and is a predicted model, not a curated record.
AAGAAUUAGGCAGCAUCAGCUGUCAUAAAGGGAAAAAAUGGCAUCUUUGAGUUCAGUAGUCGCCACAACUACAAGAGCUGCAAAUCCAGCCAUUUCUCCAGUCGCGACGUCUCCUUUAUCUCCCACCUCUUUCACAAGGCUAUCCAAAAUCCCAUCUUUCAGUCUCUCUGCAGCUCGCAAAUCGGGUCUUUUGAAAGCUGUUGCGAACCCAUCUUCUGUUUCUGUCGAAAUGGAUUCGGAACAAUCGACGCAGAACGCCGCCGUAUUGCCAGAAUUGCUGACUGAAUUUAUGGUGGAUAUGACAUGUGAGGGCUGUGUAAAUUCUGUCAAGAAUAAGUUGGAGACUGUUGACGGCGUUAAAAAAGUAGAUGUGGACUUAACCAAUCAGGUUGUAAGGGUUCUUGGAAAUUCACCUGUCAAGAUUUUGGCUGAAGCAUUGGAGCAGACUGGACGGAAGGCCAGAUUAAUUGGACAGGGUCUACCUGAUGACUUUCUAGUAUCAGCUGCCGUUGCUGAAUUUAAAGGACCAUCAAUAUUUGGUGUUGUCCGCAUAGCCCAAGUUAAUAUGGAACUGGCUAGGAUAGAAGCCAACUUCAGUGGUUUGCCCCCUGGAAAGCACGGUUGGUCGAUCAAUCAGUUUGGUGAUCUCACAAAAGGUGCUGCAAGCACUGGUAAAAUCUUUAAUCCCUCGAAGGAUGAAAAAGAGCCACUGGGUGACCUGGGAACACUGGAAGUCGAUGAAAAAGGCGAGGCGUUCUAUUCAGGGGCGAAGGAGAAGCUGAGAGUGGCGGACAUUAUUGGACGAGCCAUAGCGGUGUAUGGAAGUGAAGAUAAAUCAGAUGAGGGUAUUGCAGCUGCAGUGGUUGCAAGAAGUGCAGGAGUUGGUGAGAACUACAAAAAGCUUUGCACUUGUGAUGGCACAACCAUUUGGGAAGCAACCAAUGCAGAUUUUGUUAGCAGCAAAGUUUAAGGUUCUUAUAUUGUAGUAUGUCUCAAGGCAUCAACUUGGUCUUAAAUAUAUGAUGUUGGACUUGGUAAUACAUUAGAAUACUAGCAACAGAAACAACCAGUUAUUCAUAA